Humulus lupulus (European hop) is the source of this 1445-nucleotide messenger RNA. RefSeq lists its product as uncharacterized. The transcript is spliced from 3 exons. Bases 263 to 1174 code for a protein of 303 amino acids. NCBI's taxonomy places the organism in Eukaryota, Viridiplantae, Streptophyta, Magnoliopsida, Rosales, Cannabaceae. Gene Ontology annotation, cellular component: chloroplast envelope. The record is from RefSeq and is a predicted model, not a curated record.
AGUUUUCUCCCUUCAAUAACUAAGCCGUUAGCAAAAAAGAGAACACAAUCCGCCGUUAGCAAACUUAUCGAACUUAUCGCCAAGUGUUUCUUCUGUCUUUCUCUCUUCUCCGUCCCAACAACCAGCUAUCCUUCCUCGCCUUCUCAACUGCAAAACCCUAACAAUGGCGUCUUCCUCUGUUCUUCCAAAUUCACCAAAAUCAGAACCCCUCUAGCUCAAUCCCAACCUCUGAACACACCUACACAAUUCAUAUCUAGAAACAAUGUCCUUUACUUCUCGGCAUCUUUUCACUAAUUCGCCUCCACGUUUGACCCUUUACUUCAAUGCGAUUCCUCCUAAGAACCCUACUCUCGUCUCUCUCCCAAUCGCCUCCUGUCACCUUACCAACGCCUCGCAUUUCCGUAUCUCGAAGAAGCUUUCGAACCCUUGCUGUCUUGAUUCUCUAAGGACUCAGCGAUUUCAACUUAAAGCAUUUGAAUCCGAUGGAGAUUUACGGGGCGAUGACGUUGAUAACGGCAUCGAUUUCGGCUACUUGCUCGCCGUCAUUGAAAGCCUGUGUAUUUUCUCAUCCGCAAUUCUUUCGAUUUCAUUCGUGGUCAAUUUCGCGGUUUCGAGCUCGAAAAAGGCAGUAAUGGAUGUAAUGGGGAGCAAACUCUUUGCUUCUGGGAUUGUGGUUCUGGUGGCCGCAGUCGGGAUUGGGGCUUGGAUUCGAAGGCGGCAGUGGCGGAGGUUCUGCGCCGGGUCGGUAAAAGGUACGCUGGAGGUCAAUUUGCUGGAGAGAAUUGAGAAAUUAGAGGAGGAUUUGCAGAAUUCCGCGACGAUGAUUCGGGUUAUGUCUAGGCAGCUGGAGAAAUUGGGUAUUCGGUUUCGGGUUACAAGAAAGACUCUGAAAGAUCCCAUUGCUGAGACUGCAGCUUUGGCCCAAAAAAAUUCAGAGGCGACUCAAGCAUUAGCAAUCCAAGAGGACAACCUGGAGAAGGAGCUUGGUGAGAUGCAAAAGGCAUUGCUGGCUAUGCAGGAGCAGCAGCGAAAACAACUUGAGUUAAUCCUAGCAAUUGCAAAGACUGGAAAAUUAUGGGAAACCAAACAAGAUCGUAAUAAAGAAAAAGAGAGAAUUGAAAUACAGGAUUCACGGGCAGAUGGUUUAAAACAGAAGGAAGCCUACCAAGUAUAAGCUUUGGAUAGGUAUUAUAAGGGUAUCGACUUAUAUAUAAUGAACAGUCCAGUUAGUGGAUGCAGCUUUCACUGAGGCAAUUAGACACUUCAAUGUCUAUGUUUUGGCGGCCUUGUAUUUUCAGUCAAAUGAAAAUUUAUAGUUAGAUUUAUAAUGUAUGUGUAUAUGUCAUUCGGGAGGUUAAAAGGGAGCCCAAAGAAAUGAGAAUAAGCUUUCCUGGUUGGACAUAAAAUUGUAUUUGUACCAAUUAAUGUACAAAUGGUUCUUUUUC